AUGGCCAGACGGAGGCAGAUGUCAAAAGCAGCACGAGACGGAAGACGUACGAGCGAUAUGCUAACGUUUGAGGAAUUGAAAGAAAGCUUGUAUACGUUUGAUGGCGGAGGGACAAUGGAUGUAAGGCAGCGGUACCGUGACUUCGAAGAAAUUGCGGAAGAUUGCGAAUGGUGCGAGGGGCAAUGGGUUUGUUACGCCAGAAUGCUACUUGGUGGAGCCGCACAAAUGUACAUUCGGUAUGCAGGCACGGGUGGACCAUGGCAAAAAUUUAAGAGCAAGCUUAUGUCAGAAUACGCACAUCCGUGGACAACAGCUCGUUUCAAGGACGAUGUUGAAGACGAAGUUGAGGAUGAAGUUGAAGACGAAGUUGAGAAUGAAGUUGAAGACGAAAUUGAGGACGAAACUGAGGACGAAGUUGAAGACGAAGGUGAAGACGAAAUUGAGGACGAAAUUGCGGACGAAGUUGCAGACGAAGUUGCACACGAAGUUGCAGGCGAAAUUGCAGACGAAGUUGCAGACGAAGCUACUGACGAAGUUGCAGACGAAGUUGCCGACGAAGUUGUAGACUAA
This is a messenger RNA of Eufriesea mexicana, 570 nucleotides long. Its product is annotated as probable inactive protein kinase DDB_G0270444. Lineage: Eukaryota; Metazoa; Arthropoda; Insecta; Hymenoptera; Apidae. The record is from RefSeq and is a predicted model, not a curated record. The transcript has a single exon. Bases 1 to 570 code for a protein of 189 amino acids.